This is a messenger RNA of Medicago truncatula (barrel medic), 2138 nucleotides long. Its product is annotated as endoglucanase 5. Gene Ontology annotation, molecular function: carbohydrate binding; hydrolase activity, hydrolyzing O-glycosyl compounds. The record is from RefSeq and is a predicted model, not a curated record. The coding region runs from base 76 to 1989 and encodes 637 amino acids. Gene Ontology annotation, biological process: carbohydrate metabolic process. The transcript is spliced from 11 exons. NCBI's taxonomy places the organism in Eukaryota, Viridiplantae, Streptophyta, Magnoliopsida, Fabales, Fabaceae.
AUAAGGCAAAUCAUACUUUAUACUAGUCACAUUUUCUGAAUUCCAUUCAGGUUGCAAAGUAAUUAACCAACUAUCAUGAAGAACUUAAACAUAUCUUUGUGCAUGGUUAUGGCAGUAGUACUUGUUGGCUUAGUUGGAAGUGUACCUUUAGGUUUCAACUAUGGUGAUGCUCUUGACAAGAGUUUGAUGUUCUUUGAAGCACAAAGGUCUGGUAAAUUACCACUGCAACAACAGCGUGUCAAAUGGCGAGCUGAUUCUGGUCUCAAGGAUGGAAUUCAGCAAGGAGUAGACUUGGUGGGAGGGUACUAUGAUGCAGGUGAUCAUGUGAAGUUUGGGCUACCAAUGGCUUACAGUGUCACAAUGCUUGCAUGGGGGGCUAUUGAGUUUAGCAAGGAAAUCACAGGCUUAAACCAAAUGGGACAUACAUUAUGGGCCAUUAAGUGGGGAACUGAUUACUUCAUCAAAGCACAUCCUCAGCCUAAUGUUCUUUGGGGACAGGUGGGUGAUGGAACUUCUGAUCACUACUGCUGGGAACGUGCCGAAGAUAUGACUACUUCAAGAACUGCCUACAAAAUUGAUGAACAACACCCUGGCUCUGAUCUUGCAGGUGAAACUGCAGCUGCAUUGGCUUCUGCAGCCAUAGCUUUCAGGCCAUACAACUCUUCUUACUCUAAUCUUCUGCUAGUACACGCAAAACAGCUCUUCACAUUCGCAGAUAGGUACCGAGGUCUAUAUGACGAAUCCAUAUCUUCUGCUAAGCAAUUCUAUGAUUCUUCUGGUUAUUCAGAUGAAUUGUUAUGGGCUGCUGCCUGGCUGCACCGAGCAACUGGUGAUGAAUACUACCUAAAGUACGUCGUGGACAAUGCGGUGUAUAUGGGUGGAACCGGAUGGGCGGUGAAAGAGUUCUCUUGGGACAACAAAUAUGCUGGUGUCCAGACCCUCCUAUCAAAGGUAUUACUAGAAGGCAAAGCUGGUCCAUAUGCAUCAACACUAAAGCAAUAUCAGGCCAAAGCAGAUUAUUUUUCAUGCGCCUGUUUGCAAAAGAAUGAUGGUUACAAUGUCCAGAAAACUCCAGGUGGCUUGUUAUACUUGCACGAAUGGAACAAUAUGCAGUAUGCUUCCUCUGCUGCAUUUCUUUUAGCCGUUUACUCAAACUAUCUGUCAGCUGCAAAGGCACAGCUCAACUGUCCUGAGGGUCAAAUUCAGCCUCAGGAGCUCCUCAAUUUUGUCAAGUCACAGGCUGAUUAUAUCCUUGGUAAAAACCCGGAGGAUAUGAGCUACUUGAUUGGAUAUGGACCAAAAUAUCCUAUUCAUGUUCACCACAGAGGCUCUUCCAUUGCUUCAGUUUUUUCUCUUCACUCUGAGGUUGGUUGUGCACAAGGAUUCGACGCAUGGUAUAACCGUAUUGAGCCAAAUCCUAAUGUCAUCCAUGGAGGCCUUGUGGGAGGUCCAGAUAGAAAUGAUGACUACACUGAUGACAGGUCCAAUUAUGAACAGAGUGAGCCUACACUCUCAGGAUCUGCUCCUCUUGUAGGCAUCUUUGCUAAACUGCAAAGUUCAUAUGGCAAUAUAGGUUCCUACCAUAAAUAUAAUGAAUCGCCACUGCCCCAGCAAAAAACACCAAGUACAACAAACCUUUACAAUAAUCCCUCAAAGAAAACAAACCUCUACAAAGAACCAACACCUAAAACACCACAAGGUGCACCAGUUGAUUUCCUUCACUCAAUUUCCAGCUCAUGGACUGUUGGUACAACAACUUAUUACCGACACAAGGUGAUAAUCAAGAACACUUCUGCAAAGCCAGUCUCAGAUCUUAAGUUGGUGGUUGAAAAUCUCUCAGGCUCAGUAUGGGGUCUGUCUCCAACUGGAGAGAAGAAUACAUAUGAACUUCCACAAUGGCACAAGGUUUUAAACCCUGGCUCUGAAUGUAUGUUUGUUUAUGUUCAAGGUGGACCCCAAGCAAAAAUCUUGAUUCAAAGCUUCCACUAAUCAUUUUAGUAAUUUGACAUGAGUAAAGUGCCUCUUUUUUGCACAUGAGUAAUUUGACAGUUAAACUUCUGUCGCUUCAUGAAUGUAAAUUUGUAAUACCGACUUGUCAAUCAAAGUCUACUCCUUAUACAUGUAAUGUUAUUUUUCAA